CAACACUGCAGGAGUGAGAGAGCGAAAGAGGAAGUGAGAGAGCGAUUCUUCUUCUACUGAAGAUUUCUCUCGGCUUCGAAAGAUUUGUGAAACUUGUUAAAAAGCAAAGCUUUUAACUUCUUUGUGAAAAUUCAUAUGGACGACAGCUUUACUCAGUUGACUGAUGAUUUGCUCAUCAAAAUCUUGUCCUUUGUCCCAAUCAAAGAUGCCGUUACUACGAGCCUUUUGUCUAAAAGAUGGCUGUCUCUUUGGACAUUGUUGCCACGGCUUAACUUUGAAGAUCGCUGGGUGGAUGAUCACCAUUCGAAUAGAAUUCUACGCACGUUGUCUUCGGAUUUCAUCUUUCCCACGUUGCUGUUGCAGAUCGAGUUUUGGGUUCGAUUUGCAGUUGAUCGUUUUGUGCGUUGUCUGAAGAUAGAUUUUAGCUAUCUCGAUUACCAUUGCCUUAUAAGAUUGCCGAGUAUACUGUUUAGAUGUGAAACACUCGAGACCUUGAAACUCAUCAAUGUGACUUUUUUGGAAGUUCCUUCUCGUGUUAGCUUUCAUUCCCUCAAGAAGUUGAUGCUUAUGUCUGUGAGGUACCCAGACGAGGAAUCUUUCAUCAGGCUUAUCUCCGCUUCCCCUGUGCUUGAAGAUUUGUGGGUAGACUGUUGUAAGGACGACAAUGUGGAGACUUUCACCAUUGAUGUGCCUUCCCUUUUGAGUUUAACCGUUUGGAACAAUAGUGAGGAUCAUUAUAAGCGGUUUGUUAUACAUUCUCAUUCUUUGAACAAGUUGGAUAUUGUAGAGAAGCAGGGUGAAGUUAAUUUGAUCAGUGAUAUGCCCGAGCAGAGUGAAUUACCCUGUAGAUUUUUGAAACUAACCUAAUGACUAUCGUUGUUUUGAGUAGGCCUGGGCAAAAAACCCGGACCCGAUACCCGAACCGAUACCCGGACCGAAAAAAUCGGGUUGGGGCGGGUUAGGGUAUUAGAAAAUUACCUCAUUGGGUAGAGUAUUGGAUUACCCGUGGGUAUCAGGUCGGGUCGGGGAUUACCCGUUACCCAUUUAGGGUACCCACAAAUCCGAAGAAAUACA
Arabidopsis lyrata subsp. lyrata is the source of this 1074-nucleotide messenger RNA. Its product is annotated as F-box/FBD/LRR-repeat protein At5g56420-like. The transcript has 2 exons. The record is from RefSeq and is a predicted model, not a curated record. NCBI's taxonomy places the organism in Eukaryota, Viridiplantae, Streptophyta, Magnoliopsida, Brassicales, Brassicaceae. Bases 136 to 867 code for a protein of 243 amino acids. Gene Ontology annotation, molecular function: protein binding.